AUGCGUAACUUGGACACUGCCGAGCCUGACCAAGCCAGCUCCGCUCCGGCUGACCACCUUGCCGACCCUGUUGGCUUUUCGGUCGGAUCUGAUGACGCCCCGGCGGACGAUGCCUCUUCUGCCGAUGCUGAUCCUGCCGAUGCUGACGUGGGUAGCGACCCAAUGCGUAACUUGGACACUGCCGAGCCUGACCAAGCCAGCUCCGCUCCGGCUGACCACCUUGCCGACCCUGUUGGCUUUUCGGUCGGAUCUGAUGACGCCCCGGCGGACGAUGCCUCUUCUGCCGAUGCUGAUCCUGCCGAUGCUGACGUGGGUAGCGACCCAAUGCGUAACUUGGACACUGCCGAGCCUGACCAAGCCAGCUCCGCUCCGGCUGACCACCUUGCCGACCCUGUUGGCUUUUCGGUCGGAUCUGAUGACGCCCCGGCGGACGAUGCCUCUUCUGCCGAUGCUGAUCCUGCCGAUGCUGACGUGGGUAGCGACCCAAUGCGUAACUUGGACACUGCCGGGCCUGACCAAGCCAGCCCCGCUCCAGCUGACCACCUCGCCGACCCUGUUGGCUGUUCGGUCGGAUCUGAUGACGCCCCGGCGGACGAUGCCUCUUCUGCCGAUGCUGAUACUGCCGAUGCUGACGUGGGUAGCGACCCAAUGCGUAACUUGGACACUGCCGAGCCUGACCAAGCCAGCUCCGCUCCGGCUGACCACCUUGCCGACCCUGUUGGCUUUUCGGUCGGAUCUGAUGACGCCCCGGCGGACGAUGCCUCUUCUGCUGAUGCUGAUCCUGCCGAUGCUGACGUGGGUAGCGACCCAAUGCGUAACUUGGACACUGCCGAGCCUGACCAAGCCAGCUCCGCUCCGGCUGACCACCUUGCCGACCCUGUUGGCUUUUCGGUCGGAUCUGAUGACGCCCCGGCGGACGAUGCCUCUUCUGCGAUGCUGAUCCUGCCGAUGCUGACGUGGGUAGCGACCCAAUGCGUAACUUGGACACUGCCGAGCCUGACCAAGCCAGCUCCGCUCCGGCUGACCACCUCGCCGACCCUGUUGGCUUUUCGGUCGGAUCUGAUGACGCCCCGGCGGACGAUGCCUCUUCUGCCGAUGCUGAUCCUGCCGAUGCUGACGUGGGUAGCGACCCAAUGCGUAACUUGGACACUGCCGAGCCUGACCAAGCCAGCUCCCGCUCCGGCUGACCACCUUGCCGACCCUGUUGGCUUUUCGGUCGGAUCUGAUGACGCCCCGGCGGACGAUGCCUCUUCUGCCGAUGCUGAUCCUGCCGAUGCUGACGUGGGUAGCGACCCAAUGCGUAACUUGGACACUGCCGAGCCUGACCAAGCCAGCUCCGCUCCGGCUGACCACCUUGCCGACCCUGUUGGCUUUUCGGUCGGAUCUGAUGACGCCCCGGCGGACGAUGCCUCUUCUGCCGAUGCUGAUCCUGCCGAUGCUGACGUGGGUAGCGACCCAAUGCGUAACUUGGACACUGCCGAGCCUGACCAAGCCAGCUCCGCUCCGGCUGACCACCUUGCCGACCCUGUUGGCUUUUCGGUCGGAUCUGAUGACGCCCCGGCGGACGAUGCUGAUACUGCCGAUGCUGACGUGGGUAGCGACCCAAUGCGUAACUUGGACACUGCCGAGCCUGACCAAGCCAGCCCCGCUCCAGCUGACCACCUCGCCGACCCUGUUGGCUGUUCGGUCGGAUCUGAUGACGCCCCGGCGGACGAUGCCUCUUCUGCCGAUGCUGAUCCUGCCGAUGCUGACGUGGGUAGCGACCCAAUGCGUAACUUGGACACUGCCGAGCCUGACCAAGCCAGCCCCGCUCCAGCUGACCACCUCGCCGACCCUGUUGGCUUUUCGGUCGGAUCUGAUGACGCCCCGGCGGACGAUGCCUCUUCUGCCGAUGCUGAUACUGCCGAUGCUGACGUGGGUAGCGACCCAAUGCGUAACUUGGACACUGCCGAGCCUGACCAAGCCAGCUCCGCUCCGGCUGACCACCUUGCCGACCCUGUUGGCUUUUCGGUCGGAUCUGAUGACGCCCCGGCGGACGAUGCCUCUUCUGCCGAUGCUGAUACUGCCGAUGCUGACGUGGGUAGCGACCCAAUGCGUAACUUGGACACUGCCGAGCCUGACCAAGCCAGCUCCGCUCCGGCUGACCACCUUGCCGACCCUGUUGGCUUUUCGGUCGGAUCUGAUGACGCCCCGGCGGACGAUGCCUCUUCUGCCGAUGCUGAUCCUGCCGAUGCUGACGUGGGUAGCGACCCAAUGCGUAACUUGGACACUGCCGGGCCUGACCAAGCCAGCCCCGCUCCAGCUGACCACCUCGCCGACCCUGUUGGCUGUUCGGUCGGAUCUGAUGACGCCCCGGCGGACGAUGCCUCUUCUGCCGAUGCUGAUACUGCCGAUGCUGACGUGGGUAGCGACCCAAUGCGUAACUUGGACACUGCCGAGCCUGACCAAGCCAGCUCCGCUCCGGCUGACCACCUUGCCGACCCUGUUGGCUUUUCGGUCGGAUCUGAUGACGCCCCGGCGGACGAUGCCUCUUCUGCUGAUGCUGAUCCUGCCGAUGCUGACGUGGGUAGCGACCCAAUGCGUAACUUGGACACUGCCGAGCCUGACCAAGCCAGCUCCGCUCCGGCUGACCACCUUGCCGACCCUGUUGGCUUUUCGGUCGGAUCUGAUGACGCCCCGGCGGACGAUGCCUCUUCUGCCGAUGCUGACGUGGGUAGCGACCCAAUGCGUAACUUGGACACUGCCGGGCCUGACCAAGCCAGCCCCGCUCCAGCUGACCACCUCGCCGACCCUGUUGGCUUUUCGGUCGGAUCUGAUGACGCCCCGGCGGACGAUGCCUCUUCUGCCGAUGCUGAUACUGCCGAUGCUGACGUGGGUAGCGACCCAAUGCGUAACUUGGACACUGCCGAGCCUGACCAAGCCAGCUCCGCUCCGGCUGACCACCUUGCCGACCCUGUUGGCUUUUCGGUCGGAUCUGAUGACGCCCCGGCGGACGAUGCCUCUUCUGCUGAUGCUGAUCCUGCCGAUGCUGACGUGGGUAGCGACCCAAUGCGUAACUUGGACACUGCCGGGCCUGACCAAGCCAGCCCCGCUCCAGCUGACCACCUCGCCGACCCUGUUGGCUUUUCGGUCGGAUCUGAUGACGCCCCGGCGGACGAUGCCUCUUCUGCCGAUGCUGAUACUGCCGAUGCUGACGUGGGUAGCGACCCAAUGCGUAACUUGGACACUGCCGAGCCUGACCAAGCCAGCUCCGCUCCGGCUGACCACCUUGCCGACCCUGUUGGCUGUUCGGUCGGAUCUGAUGACGCCCCGGCGGACGAUGCCUCUUCUGCCGAUGCUGAUCCUGCCGAUGCUGACGUGGGUAGCGACCCAAUGCGUAACUUGGACACUGCCGAGCCUGACCAAGCCAGCUCCGCUCCGGCUGACCACCUUGCCGACCCUGUUGGCUUUUCGGUCGGAUCUGAUGACGCCCCGGCGGACGAUGCCUCUUCUGCCGAUGCUGAUCCUGCCGAUGCUGACGUGGGUAGCGACCCAAUGCGUAACUUGGACACUGCCGAGCCUGACCAAGCCAGCUCCGCUCCGGCUGACCACCUUGCCGACCCUGUUGGCUUUUCGGUCGGAUCUGAUGACGCCCCGGCGGACGAUGCCUCUUCUGCCGAUGCUGAUCCUGCCGAUGCUGACGUGGGUAGCGACCCAAUGCGUAACUUGGACACUGCCGAGCCUGACCAAGCCAGCUCCGCUCCGGCUGACCACCUUGCCGACCCUGUUGGCUUUUCGGUCGGAUCUGAUGACGCCCCGGCGGACGAUGCCUCUUCUGCCGAUGCUGAUCCUGCCGAUGCUGACGUGGGUAGCGACCCAAUGCGUAACUUGGACACUGCCGAGCCUGACCAAGCCAGCUCCGCUCCGGCUGACCACCUUGCCGACCCUGUUGGCUGUUCGGUCGGAUCUGAUGACGCCCCGGCGGACGAUGCCUCUUCUGCCGAUGCUGAUCCUGCCGAUGCUGACGUGGGUAGCGACCCAAUGCGUAACUUGGACACUGCCGAGCCUGACCAAGCCAGCUCCGCUCCGGCUGACCACCUUGCCGACCCUGUUGGCUUUUCGGUCGGAUCUGAUGACGCCCCGGCGGACGAUGCCUCUUCUGCCGAUGCUGAUCCUGCCGAUGCUGACGUGGGUAGCGACCCAAUGCGUAACUUGGACACUGCCGAGCCUGACCAAGCCAGCUCCGCUCCGGCUGACCACCUUGCCGACCCUGUUGGCUGUUCGGUCGGAUCUGAUGACGCCCCGGCGGACGAUGCCUCUUCUGCCGAUGCUGAUCCUGCCGAUGCUGACGUGGGUAGCGACCCAAUGCGUAACUUGGACACUGCCGAGCCUGACCAAGCCAGCUCCGCUCCGGCUGACCACCUUGCCGACCCUGUUGGCUUUUCGGUCGGAUCUGAUGACGCCCCGGCGGACGAUGCCUCUUCUGCCGAUGCUGAUCCUGCCGAUGCUGACGUGGGUAGCGACCCAAUGCGUAACUUGGACACUGCCGAGCCUGACCAAGCCAGCUCCGCUCCGGCUGACCACCUUGCCGACCCUGUUGGCUGUUCGGUCGGAUCUGAUGACGCCCCGGCGGACGAUGCCUCUUCUGCCGAUGCUGAUCCUGCCGAUGCUGACGUGGGUAGCGACCCAAUGCGUAACUUGGACACUGCCGAGCCUGACCAAGCCAGCUCCGCUCCGGCUGACCACCUUGCCGACCCUGUUGGCUUUUCGGUCGGAUCUGAUGACGCCCCGGCGGACGAUGCCUCUUCUGCCGAUGCUGAUACUGCCGAUACUGACGUGGGUAGCGACCCAAUGCGUAACUUGGACACUGCCGAGCCUGACCAAGCCAGCUCCGCUCCGGCUGACCACCUUGCCGACCCUGUUGGCUGUUCGGUCGGAUCUGAUGACGCCCCGGCGGACGAUGCCUCUUCUGCCGAUGCUGAUCCUGCCGAUGCUGACGUGGGUAGCGACCCAAUGCGUAACUUGGACACUGCCGAGCCUGACCAAGCCAGCUCCGCUCCGGCUGACCACCUUGCCGACCCUGUUGGCUUUUCGGUCGGAUCUGAUGACGCCCCGGCGGACGAUGCCUCUUCUGCCGAUGCUGAUACUGCCGAUGCUGACGUGGGUAGCGACCCAAUGCGUAACUUGGACACUGCCGAGCCUGACCAAGCCAGCUCCGCUCCGGCUGACCACCUUGCCGACCCUGUUGGCUUUUCGGUCGGAUCUGAUGACGCCCCGGCGGACGAUGCCUCUUCUGCCGAUGCUGAUCCUGCCGAUGCUGACGUGGGUAGCGACCCAAUGCGUAACUUGGACACUGCCGAGCCUGACCAAGCCAGCUCCGCUCCGGCUGACCACCUCGCCGACCCUGUUGGCUGUUCGGUCGGAUCUGAUGACGCCCCGGCGGACGAUGCCUCUUCUGCCGAUGCUGAUACUGCCGAUGCUGACGUGGGUAGCGACCCAAUGCGUAACUUGGACACUGCCGAGCCUGACCAAGCCAGCUCCGCUCCGGCUGACCACCUUGCCGACCCUGUUGGCUUUUCGGUUGGAUCUGAUGACGCCCCGGCGGACGAUGCCUCUUCUGCCGAUGCUGAUCCUGCCGAUGCUGACGUGGGUAGCGACCCAAUGCGUAACUUGGACACUGCCGAGCCUGACCAAGCCAGCUCCGCUCCGGCUGACCACCUUGCCGACCCUGUUGGCUUUUCGGUCGGAUCUGAUGACGCCCCGGCGGACGAUGCCUCUUCUGCCGAUGCUGAUCCUGCCGAUGCUGACGUGGGUAGCGACCCAAUGCGUAACUUGGACACUGCCGAGCCUGACCAAGCCAGCUCCGCUCCGGCUGACCACCUUGCCGACCCUGUUGGCUUUUCGGUCGGAUCUGAUGACGCCCCGGCGGACGAUGCCUCUUCUGCCGAUGCUGAUACUGCCGAUGCUGACAUGGGUAGCGACCCAAUGCGUAACUUGGACACUGCCGAGCCUGACCAAGCCAGCUCCGCUCCGGCUGACCACCUUGCCGACCCUGUUGGCUGUUCGGUCGGAUCUGAUGACGCCCCGGCGGACGAUGCCUCUUCUGCCGAUGCUGAUCCUGCCGAUGCUGACGUGGGUAGCGACCCAAUGCGUAACUUGGACACUGCCGAGCCUGACCAAGCCAGCUCCGCUCCGGCUGACCACCUUGCCGACCCUGUUGGCUUUUCGGUCGGAUCUGAUGACGCCCCGGCGGACGAUGCCUCUUCUGCCGAUGCUGAUCCUGCCGAUGCUGACGUGGGUAGCAACCCAAUGCGUAACUUGGACACUGCCGAGCCUGACCAAGCCAGCUCCGCUCCGGCUGACUACCUUGCCGACCCUGUUGGCUUUUCGGUCGGAUCCGAUGACGCCCCGGCGGACGAUGCCUCUUCUGCCGAUGCUGAUCCUGCCGAUGCUGACGUGGGUAGCGACCCAAUGCGUAACUUGGACACUGCCGAGCCUGACCAAUCCAGCUCCGCUCCGGCUGACCACCUUGCCGACCCUGUUGGCUUUUCGGUCGGAUCUGAUGACGCCCCGGCGGACGAUGCCUCUUCUGCCGAUGCUGAUCCUGCCGAUGCUGACGUGGGUAGCGACCCAAUGCGUAACUUGGACACUGCCGAGCCUGACCAAGCCAGCUCCGCUCCGGCUGACCACCUUGCCGACCCUGUUGGCUUUUCGGUCGGAUCUGAUGACACCCCGGCGGACGAUGCCUCUUCUGCCGAUGCUGAUCCUGCCGAUGCUGACGUGGGUAGCGACCCAAUGCGUAACUUGGACACUGCCGAGCCUGACCAAGCCAGCUCUGCUCCGGCUGACCACCUUGCCGACCCUGUUGGCUUUUCGGUCGGAUCUGAUGACACCCCGGCGGACGAUGCCUCUUCUGCCGAUGCUGAUCCUGCCGAUGCUGACGUGAAUAGCGACCCAAUGCGUAACUUGGACACUGCCGAGCCUGACCAAGCCAGCUCCGCUCCGGCAGACCACCUUGCCGACCCUGUUGGCUUUUCGGUCGGAUCUGAUGACGCCCCGGCGGACGAUGCCUCUUCUGCCGAUGCUGAUCCUGCCGAUGCUGACGUGGGUAGCGACCCAAUGCGUAACUUGGACACUGCCGAGCCUGACCAAGCCACCUCUGCUCCGGCUGACCACCUUGCCGACCCUGUUGGCUUUUCGGUCGGAUCUGAUGACACCCCGGCGGACGAUGCCUCUUCUGCCGAUGCUGAUCCUGCCGAUGCUGACGUGAAUAGCGACCCAAUGCGUAACUUGGACACUGCCGAGCCUGACCAAGCCAGCUCCGCUCCGGCAGACCACCUUGCCGACCCUGUUGGCUUUUCGGUCGGAUCUGAUGACGCCCCGGCGGACGAUGCCUCUUCUGCCGAUGCUGAUCCUGCCGAUGCUGACGUGGGUAGCGACCCAAUGCGUAACUUGGACACUGCCGAGCCUGACCAAGCCAGCUCCGCUCCGGCUGACCACCUUGCCGACCCUGUUGGCUGUUCGGUCGGAUCUGAUGACGCCCCGGCGGACGAUGCCUCUUCUGCCGAUGCUGAUCCUGCCGAUGCUGACGUGGGUAGCGACCCAAUGCGUAACUUGGACACUGCCGAGCCUGACCAAGCCAGCCCCGCUCCAGCUGACCACCUUGCCGACCCUGUUGGCUUUUCGGUCGGAUCUGAUGACACCCCGGCGGACGAUGCCUCUUCUGCCGAUGCUGAUCCUGCCGAUGCUGACGUGAAUAGCGACCCAAUGCGUAACUUGGACACUGCCGAGCCUGACCAAGCCAGCUCCGCUCCGGCAGACCACCUUGCCGACCCUGUUGGCUUUUCGGUCGGAUCUGAUGACGCCCCGGCGGACGAUGCCUCUUCUGCCGAUGCUGAUCCUGCCGAUGCUGACGUGGGUAGCGACCCAAUGCGUAACUUGGACACUGCCGAGCCUGACCAAGCCAGCUCCGCUCCGGCUGACCACCUUGCCGACCCUGUUGGCUGUUCGGUCGGAUCUGAUGACGCCCCGGCGGACGAUGCCUCUUCUGCCGAUGCUGAUCCUGCCGAUGCUGACGUGGGUAGCGACCCAAUGCGUAACUUGGACACUGCCGAGCCUGACCAAGCCAGCUCCGCUCCGGCUGACCACCUUGCCGACCCUGUUGGCUUUUCGGUCGGAUCUGAUGACGCCCCGGCGGACGAUGCCUCUUCUGCCGAUGCUGAUACUGCCGAUGCUGAUGUGGGUAGCGACCCAAUGCGUAACUUGGACACUGCCGAGCCUGACCAAGCCAGCUCCGCUCCGGCUGACCACCUUGCCGACCCUGUUGGCUGUUCGGACACUGCCGAGCCUGACCAAGCCAGCUCCGCUCCGGCUGACCACCUUGCCGACCCUGUUGGCUUUUCGGUCGGAUCUGAUGACGCCCCGGCGGACGAUGCCUCUUCUGCCGAUGCUGAUCCUGCCGAUGCUGACGUGGGUAGCGACCCAAUGCGUAACUUGGACACUGCCGAGCCUGACCAAGCCAGCUCCGCUCCGGCUGACCACCUUGCCGACCCUGUUGGCUUUUCGGUCGGAUCUGAUGACGCCCCGGCGGACGAUGCCUCUUCUGCCGAUGCUGAUCCUGCCGAUGCUGACGUGGGUAGCGACCCAAUGCGUAACUUGGACACUGCCGAGCCUGACCAAGCCAGCUCCGCUCCGGCUGACCACCUUGCCGACCCUGUUGGCUUUUCGGUCGGAUCUAAUAACGCCCCGGCGGACGAUGCCUCUUCUGCCGAUGCUGAUCCUGCCGAUGCUGACGUGGGUAGCGACCCAAUGCGUAACUUGGACACUGUCGAGCCUGACCAAGCCAGCUCCGCUCCGGCUGACCACCUUGCCGACCCUGUUGGCUUUUCGGUCGGAUCUGAUGACACCCCGGCGGACGAUGACUCUUCUGCCGAUGCUGAUCCUGCCGAUGCUGACGUGGGUAGCGACCCAAUGCGUAACUUGGACACUGCCGAGCCUGACCAAGCCAGCUCCGCUCCGGCUGACCACCUUGCCGACCCUGUUGGCUUUUCGGUCGGAUCUAAUAACGCCCCGGCGGACGAUGCCUCUUCUGCCGAUGCUGAUCCUGCCGAUGCUGACGUGGGUAGCGACCCAAUGCGUAACUUGGACACUGCCGAGCCUGACCAAGCCAGCUCUGCUCCGGCUGACCACCUUGCCGACCCUGUUGGCUUUUCGGUCGGAUCUGAUGACACCCCGGCGGACGAUGCCUCUUCUGCCGAUGCUGAUCCUGCCGAUGCUGACGUGGGUAGCGACCCAAUGCGUAACUUGGACACUGCCGAGCCUGACCAAGCCAGCUCCGCUCCGGCUGACCACCUUGCCGACCCUGUUGGCUUUUCGGUCGGAUCUGAUGACGCCCCGGCGGACGAUGCCUCUUCUGCCGAUGCUGAUACUGCCGAUGCUGACGUUGGUAGCGACCCAAUGCGUAACUUGGACACUGCCGAGCCUGACCAAGCCAGCUCCGCUCCGGCUGACCACCUUGCCGACCCUGUUGGCUGUUCGGUCGGAUCUGAUGACGCCCCGGCGGACGAUGCCUCUUCUGCCGAUGCUGAUCCUGCCGAUGCUGACGUGGGUAGCGACCCAAUGCGCAACUUGGACACUGCCGAGCCUGACCAAGCCAGCUCCGCUCCGGCUGACCACCUUGCCGACCCUGUUGGCUUUUCGGUCGGAUCUGAUGACGCCCCGGCGGACGAUGCUGAUCCUGCCGAUGCUGACGUGGGUAGUGACCAAGCGCAUGACGUGGACACGACCGAGGUUGACCAGUUAGCUAAGGAGUGUGAAGACUUACGGCGAGCGGUAGUGGAAAAAGAGCAGCGUGCUACUUUACUGCGGAUCGGUUUCGAUGCGCUUGCUCGCAGCUUUGCGCAACGUGGGCGGGAGCUUGACCAAUUGAAAACAGAGCGCGCUUUAAGCUACCAAGAGCUUCACCGUUUGCGCUCCUCCCAAGCUGCUCAUAUCGAGGAACUAGUACUAUUGCGAGCCGAACGGGAUCUGCUUUCUCGCGACCGCUAG
Messenger RNA from Peronospora matthiolae, 10026 nucleotides. NCBI's taxonomy places the organism in Eukaryota, Oomycota, Peronosporomycetes, Peronosporales, Peronosporaceae. The record is from the annotation of a GenBank genome assembly.